AUGGCCAUGUUUGUGGCGGAAGAAACGCCUUCAGCUCUGGAAAGCGCCUUGUUGCCUCUAGGGCUGAAGCUGGGGCGAUCAGGACGGACGGCGACCCCAUUCCUAGACCGCAAAUACGAAGAUUACUCGGUAUUCGUCCUCGAGAACUCGCCUCCCACCCUGGAACCCCUACCCAGCACCCCGUCCAUAGUGCUGCCCGAGAGACUGUAUAUCAGCGUCCUCAUCCACACCCCAUAUCCACAAUCCAUCGAGCAUCUAGACCCUCUCUCUGCCGAUCUCCCAACUUUCCAAGCCGCGCGACAACAGCAGCCCCGCCAGGGAGGAAAAAGGGGGGCCGCAGGAAAUCUACCAUUGUAUCCUCCCGAAACUGUUCACCGCAUCGCCCUCGUGUCUCUCGCCAGUCAACCCCGUCGAUUCGGAGGAGUCUGUCUCGCGCAUCCUGUUGGGCUGACAGCUGCUGCGUUACGCUCGAAUUCGUCGCUCUCGUCAUUCGACGUCAUCACGACCCCUUUCGAUCCCUCCAACAACCGCCUCAUAACCCUUCGCGCACCUCCCGCGGCGUGGCAAGUCGCCCUUUACCGAUCCCUCGAUCUCUCCUCUAUACCCGCUUGCCGAUCCGGCCCCCGCCACCUCUCGAUAUCCUCGAGCCUCAUAACCAAAAGACCGCUGUUAUUCAAUAUUCGACCGCUAUGGAUAGGAGGAGAUAACCCAGGUUUAGAAUCCCACGUUGCCCCCGAGUCCGCCCAUCAGUUAGGAUCGAGAGAGAGCCAUCACAAUGGUUGCAAAGACCGCCAUGAGGCCGACGCUUCGGUCGUCACACUCCCACUCGCACUCGAGCUCGACUUCACACCCCCAAUCGCACCGAACACUGUCGCGAAAAUCUUCAUCACCUCUAAGCCCGGCAUUGCGAACGUCGGGCUCGCAAUUACCACCCAGUUCCGCAACAAUACGGACGUCAACCGGCUCCCAAACAGCACUCCGCGGGAUUCAGCCAUAGGCCCAAAACAUAACUGGAGCCCGACGUCAGCCAUACUUCCUUUUGGAGGAGUAUCUCCAAAGCAUCUACCCUUAGAUUCGAAUCCAGAUUUCGAGGCCUUUAGAAGGCAGACGGAGGAAGUCAAGGGCUUCAGUUUAGGACAUGGCAAUCUACAAUAUUUCGCAUCUAGUCCGGGGCCGAGACUUGAUCACAAGCCAACCAGGUCCGAUGUGAAGGAGCACCUUCCAUCCCCCAAGGUACGGCAUGGAGCAGCUGAUGGGACGGAGGUCGAUGGGGGACCGAGUCCAGGUCAGGCUGCGUCAGGUCAGAUGAGGAGUGCCGUGGAGAGGUCACUGUCUACAUCAUUCUUCGACCUCCCACGUCAAGAAUCGCCGGCUAUGAUUAGUUCUCCGGAAACUAGAGAACAGCGUAAUAUGAUCUCCAGCAUCGAAAACAGACAUCCACGUCUAUCUCUACCCCAUAAUAAGGCGGAUCCUCCGACGCCCCCGGACAGACAGCAAAAUGCCAGCGCGCCUCACCGUGCCGCGACGCUCCCGAGCUUGCUCGAGCGUGGGCCUGCCAUGAUAUCUCCAUCUCAACUGCGAGAUAUCAUGAAACGACUGCCUCCCUCGGACUUCCUACUCCUGGACCUUCGCGUCUCCCCUCAAUAUGCGACAUCACGUAUUGAGGGUGCUUUGAAUCUAUGCAUACCUACAACCUUAUUGAAACGGCCCUCUUUUAAUCUUAAGAAACUACAGGACACAUUCACGAACGAUCUUGAGAGGGAAAAGUUUUCGAAUUGGAAGACUGUGAAACAUAUCGUGGUUUAUGAUGCAUACUCCUCGGAGAAGAGGGAUGCCGUGCCCGCAAUGAAUACACUUAAUAAAUUCUUUAAUGAAGGCUGGGAAGGCACCAGCCAUCUCCUAAGAGGCGGGUUUAGAGAAUUCGCAAAGUGCUGUCCCCAGCAGGUCGAUGACCGCUCCACGAAGGGGGCACAGCCAUCAAAAAUUAAUUUGUCUCUGGGGACCUCACAAUCAGUCGCCGCACCAGUUGCUGGUGGUUGCAUGAUGCCAGCAAACAAGAAUCCGGCCAAUCCAUUUUUCAGUAAUAUCAGACAAAACCAGGACUUAAUUGAUGGCGUAGGACAGAUGGAUGUCAAGCUUCCGGAAUCGAUUAGUGAAAGCCCUGAGAAAUAUCUCCCAGAAUGGCUUGUCAAGGCUACGAAAAAGGAGGAUCACGGGAAGAGGAUUUCGGACAAUUUUCUACGCCUAGAGCUCGCCGAACAGGCGAGAAUGAACAAAGCGCUCUCUGGAGGUGUCUUCUACGGAGCUGGGGCCACGGUCGCUGGUUCACAAGGUGUUCAGAUUGCUGGUGUUGAGGAAGGUGGCAAGAACAGGUACAACAACAUCUGGCCAUUCGAACAUGCCAGAGUCAAACUCCAAGGCCGCCCUCAAGGUGCUUGCGACUAUGUUAAUGCCAGUUAUAUCAAAGCGUCACGAAGUAACAAGAGGUAUAUCGCCUCGCAAGGGCCCCUACCUGCCACAUUUGACGAUUUCUGGAGUGUUGUCUGGGACCAAGACGUUCGGGUGAUCGUAAUGCUCACGGCCGAAAAGGAAGGCGGACAAGUCAAGUGCCAUCCAUAUUGGUCAAGCCAAGAUUACGGCCAACUACGGCUCAAGAGCCUUUCAGAAAAGAAAGUGUCUCUUGAUCCCAAGCAGCGUCGUAUGUCUGAAAGCCGUCGAGAUACCUCAAGAAGGAGGGCCAAUACCACUAUGGAAAGUGCCCCUCCGGCUCCGGCGUCUGAGAUACCUUAUGCUAUUGUCCGCAAAUUCACUCUUUCGCAUGCUGCCCAUCCAUUUACGCCGAUGCGUGAGAUUACACAGGUGCACUACUCCUCCUGGCCGGAUUUUGGGGCGCCGGCAAACGCAAACCAGCUCCUGAGCCUCGUCGAGCUCAGUAACUUGAUGCAGCAUACUGCAGCAUCACCUACCCAGUCACCCCGAUCAGACGAUCCCGAACUGGAUCAAUCGCCUAGGCCCAUGCUCGUGCACUGCAGUGCUGGCUGUGGACGCACCGGCACUUUCUGCGCCAUCGAUUCGGCUAUCGACAUGCUAAAGCGCCAGCGCAAAGAACUGACAGGCGGGGUUACGCCAAUGGAAGUAACCUCCCAGAGCGAAGGAGGUGAUUAUUUGGGCAAAGGGAAACAAGUGCCUGGAGAUAGCGACUGGAUCUUCAAUCAAGAUAUCGAUCUGGUUGAGAAGACGGUUGAGGAUUUUAGAGGCCAGCGUCUGAGUAUGGUGCAGAGCUUGAGACAAUAUGUCUUAUGUUACGAGGCAGUAGUAGAGUGGAUCGCACAGCAACAUGUCGGUCAUAAUAGCACUAGACGAGAGAGAAGUGGUAGUGAUGGCGGCACGAUGGAAAGAAGAAAGUCGAACUCAUAA
Molecule: messenger RNA, 3417 nt
Organism: Venustampulla echinocandica
Lineage: Eukaryota; Fungi; Ascomycota; Leotiomycetes; Helotiales; Pleuroascaceae
Exons: 4
Coding region: 1-3417 (1138 amino acids)
Biological process (GO): protein dephosphorylation
Molecular function (GO): protein tyrosine phosphatase activity
Source: RefSeq, a predicted model, not a curated record